CUUAAAAGAGAAUUUUCAUCCACGCCGUCUAAAACUAAAAAAUAAACUCCUGCAUCUCGCUACCGUUGGUUGCCAACUCAUAUCCACACUUAACACCUUUUUCUUCGUUACUAAGUGCAUUACAACGCCAAUUACCAUCUUCACGCCAAUAUCACCUAGACGCCGUUUUAUACAACUUCUAGACCCCCUCAUUACCGCAAUCAUGGCAGAACUCGAACAGGUUGCGACGCCUCCCGUGUCUCCGGACAACGCCCAAAAUGACGAUUCCCAGAAUAUUAGCACGGCUAAUAAUGGCGUGCGUCGUUCAGGUAGAGCUACGAAGGCGCCUAUUAAAUACGACGAGAAGUAUGACAAUCCCGCCUCCAAAGAACCUGUCCAACCUGCCAUUCCCACAAGCCGCCCGAAGCGAAAGGCGGCGCGCAUUGCAGAGGAGAAUAUCGUUCCGGAAGAACCUGGUCCCCUCCUAGAAGCAGCUCUAAGUCGAAUGUCUCAGGAUGAGCGGAAGGAAUACGGCGGUUGGGUAGAACUUGAAUCCGAACCGGGAUUCUUCAACGCGAUACUACAAGAACUCGGAGCUAAAUAUUUCAAGGCCCAAGAAGUAUACAGCCUGGAUCCAGAUAUCCUGGAAUUCCUGCCGAAACCCGUUCAUGGGCUCAUUUUUCUAUUCCAAUACGAAGGGGAUGAUGAGCCGACCAACGAGGAUAAUCGGCAGGAAUGUCCCGACUAUCUCUGGUUCGCGAAUCAGACAACGGCCAAUGCUUGUGCCACCGUUGCGCUCAUGAACAUUGUCAUGAACGCGCAAGACGCGGUCCUGGGUGAAGAGCUUGAGAAGUUCAAAAAUUCGACUAGACAACUGCCGCCUCCCCAUCGAGGUUACUCGCUCGAUAAGAACGACUUCAUCCGAAGCGUCCAUAAUUCCGUCGCAAGACGAAUCGACCUCCUCUCUGAAGAUCUGAGCCUUGAGAACAAAUACGAGGAGUCGGUACAAGUGAAGAAGAGAAGGACGCAAAAAAAGUCCAGCCGCGCCGCACGGAAAAAAGUCGCCGAGACGAAUUACCAUUAUAUCGCCUACGUGCCCGUGAACGGCCAAGUCUGGGAACUGGAUGGCUUCCAAGCACAGCCGUUAUGUCUCGGUCCCGUAUCCGGUUCGUGGAUCGACACGGCGAGCACGGCGAUCCAGGAACGCAUGACGCGGAACUCGGAGUUCUCAUCCUACAGCCUCCUAGCCAUCUGCCAAUCGCCUCUCGACACCCUGACCAAGGAACUCGCCACCAGCCUCGCCUGCUCCCACGCUCUCCACGAGCGCUUCAAGGGCGAUGCCAAAUGGACCUUCCCGGACCCCUUCGCGUCCUUCCCCACGUCCCACCUCGCCCAGCGGAACCUGACGCGCGAAUCCAUCUUGUCCGUCGAGCUCCCGGCUCCGUACACGGCCAGGACGAAAAGCCGUCCGGGCUUCGACGCGGACGAGGCGCUGGCGCUGGCGCGGGAGCUGAAGACGGAACAGGACUCGCUCGACGCCCAGUACGUCGCCGAGAUGGCGGCCGUCGACGAGGCGGUGGAUAUCAUACGCGGACGGCAGCGCGAUUACACGCCGGCGAUACACUGCUGGGUGCGGGCGCUGGCUGAGAAGGGGGUGCUCCGGGGGCUGAUACGGGAGAUAGGAUCAUGAUAUCUGACGAGGUCCGAUUUGGCAUUAGAAAGAGAGAAGGAGAUGGGGGGAGAGAUGUGCAGCUCGCCUUGGACUUGGCUUACCCACGCGAUGGUAUUUUUUUUUCAAGUAAUAUUGGCACAAGCAUGAUGAUGAUGAUGAUGAUG
This is a messenger RNA of Daldinia caldariorum, 1815 nucleotides long. RefSeq names its product cysteine proteinase. The transcript is spliced from 6 exons. Gene Ontology annotation, cellular component: cytoplasm. Gene Ontology annotation, biological process: ubiquitin-dependent protein catabolic process; protein deubiquitination. NCBI's taxonomy places the organism in Eukaryota, Fungi, Ascomycota, Sordariomycetes, Xylariales, Hypoxylaceae. The coding region runs from base 203 to 1669 and encodes 488 amino acids. The record is from RefSeq and is a predicted model, not a curated record. Gene Ontology annotation, molecular function: cysteine-type deubiquitinase activity.